AAUGCAAGCAGAUUUAGAGGCGAUGACGUCGUCGCAGAGAUCACUAUCUAGUGAACUGGGAACAGAAUUAAUGGCUCGUCUAUCCGAAGAAGAUCAAAAUGAGGUUAGAAUAAAAUUAGAACGACAAUCAUUUCAUAUACAGAGUGUUAACCAGAUGAGAAAAAAUCGGCAAUUUCAAUGAAAUUGGGAAAUUUGGUUGCUCUGAGACAUUCAGAGCCGAGUCAAGAAAUGUCUCGUAUCUAUUUUUGUUUUUGUGUGCAAAAAAUUGCUUGGCCAGUCAAGAGUAAUCGUGACACAUGCAAAUUCCUUGUUUUCAUCAUUUGCCAUAUUACAUUUUUAAGAAAUUGAUUGGCUAUUUGAAUCGUGCAUGUGAUUAAAUAUGAUUCAUGGUUGGCUGAGGUCAGCACUCUAACGAUCAACUGAUGCGUUCAUUACAAAUUUCGUGGAGUUCCCAUCCUCUUUCGCUUCCAUUAGUUCACUCCUCUUUCGAUAACCCUUUACUCUUUUCUCGAUCGUUGACUUUCGUGCAAGUAUCUCCUGGUUAGGUCUAUAAAUAAAUGUAUACUAGAAUUACAAAUUGUAAGUAAAAUGCUGCGAGUAAAUACUGAAAGUGACUGUGUCUUCCCCGCUCGUCUCUUGGGUAGUCUUGAGGAUAGUAUUUGCAUAUCCUAUAAACUUGAACUUGUUUACAUUCGCAUUAACUGGCUCUAGCAAAAAAAAUGUUGGCGAAUUUCAUAAUCAUAACAGCGCCAUUAAUGGCAGACAUUUCGUGAAUGAGAAUCAAACAGAUACUGUAAACGAAAUCUGGAGGGGUAUUGUUUGUUAAAGCCAUAAUAUAGCUUUCUAAUAUUAUAAAUGCAUAUAAAUUAUUGCUCGAAAAAGCAUUCAUCAAAGCUCAAGCAACGUAUUAUAGUACAAACUGUGAUUUUCGUGCUCGUCGAACGCAUCGUUUGUUUGUCUAGUAUAAAUUUGCAUAGUGCUUGCGUCGAACAUCGAGAUAAAAUCGAUCUCCCUCAGCAAGAAUCUGCAUGGUCUAUACGUUGGAUGCGGUCCACUGUUCCAUCGGCUUUGUGUGAGCAAAUAAUAACGCUGAAAAAACUCGUGAAAGAACAUUGUGAACGCGUGAAAUGUCACUGAACCCUUCGCUACCUUGAUGAAUGCUUCCAGCAACAAAUAAGUUUAAAUUUGACAUAAUUUCAAUAAAAAAGUUACUAGUUCUUGCCUUCAACAAUUUUUCGAACGUCAGCACAUGCUCUAGCUGACGCAAGCAAUAUGUGCAUACGUGCGAAUAUGAACAACAGGUGGGAAAUUUGUCUACGCAUGCGCUACAAUUUGCGCGGUUUAAGAAAAAGAGACUCGAGGCGAGUAAAUAUAGUAAUUGAUUUUUAAGCGUUUUAUUGGCGUUUUUAGUCUCGUUUUUUCUGCUAACCAAAAAAUUGUUACUCUAUUGCAUUAUUGGGAAGGCGAGGAUGGUAUGAGAACGUUCAGAGCCUAAACAAAUGUAUAAAAUUGGAACUUUUGCGUAACCUUAUACAUCGGAACUGCCUCGGAUUCCGAUGGAAAUGUCCAAUAAUUCCUACUGUUCCGUAUUUUUAGAUGAAUGAAUUAUCUCCCAAAAUAAAGUAUAUGUUUUAAGGAACACUUUAAACCAUGGUGGUUGUGAUGUUACUCUUAGUGUGUGUCCACACCGGGCAAGCUUGAAAAAUAUGCCUGGCCACGGUGGGAAUCGAACCUACGACCGUUGGAAUACUAGCCAUUGGCUCUGCCAACUGAGCUACGCGGUCAGGACGGUUCGAGUAUGUCAUAUUUCCGAACAGAAUCUAGUUCCUUCGAUAUCAAUGUAACCUAGUAAUCAUGAUUUUUUGUGUUGGUGUAAUGUACUCAGGUGAAUGUUAGUGUCUCUUAGUGUGUGUCCACACCGGGCAAGUUUGAAAAAUAUGCCUGGCCACGGUGGGAAUCGAACCUACGACCUUUGGAAUACUAGCAGAGCAUUGGGCUAGUAUUCCAAAGGUCGUAGGUUCGAUUCCCACCGUGGCCAGGCAUAUUUUUCAAGCUUGCCCGGUGUGGAUACACACUCAGAGUAACAUCACAAGCGUCAUAUUCACCAGAGUACAUUACACCAACACUUUAAACCAUAUUUGGUUUUGAGGCUCUCGGCAAAAUUAAAAAAAUAUUUUAAUUUUUUUUAUUUCAUUGUGCAAAUCUUCACCCCCAUAGAUCACCCUGUAUUAAAUUGGAGAGAGAGGGAAACAUAUUCGCAUGAUUUCAAAACUGCUCAUAUUUAUUUAUUUAUUUAUUUAUUUAUUUAUUAUGCUUUGCCAAUUUCACACAAUCAUAUCUGCACAAAUACAAACACAAGAAUAUACAAACUAUCAAUCAAUCAAUGGCAGGGUAUAUGCUACAGCUUUACGCCAAUUACAGCAGCCCUUAGCCCAGGGAAAUUUUCUGAAUCAAUAGACUCUAAUCUUUCAACAAAUAAGUUUUUACGAACAGGAUUAGCAAACACAUGCAAUUUCUAGCGGAAUAUUCAGAGGCACCUAUUCAGACUAUUACAGACUUUAUUAUAUUCAUUUUGAAAUCAAUGGUGUUUCCUGUAAUCUGAUUGGUUCACAGAAGUGCGAUUUCAGCACGAAUCGCACUCCUAGCAGUGCGAUUCGUGCUGAAAUCGCACCUUCUUUCAACCAAUCACAUUUGAGUGCUGACUUCAGCCAACCAAUCAUAUUUAAUCAUAGGAUUGAAACAGCCAAUCAAUUUUAAGAAAAAUGUGAUAAUAAAUAAUAAUAAAUAAGCCCAUUGUGCUUUUCGCGCUUAGAGGUUGACUGGUCGAAGGUUUUGACCUUCAGAGUAAUCCAGGGGCGCCGAGAGAAUUCGUGGGGCCCGGGCCAAAUCUUCUCUGCGGCCCGUAAGACAUCGUUAUUUUUAAGCUAGACCCAGUUCAGUCACGCAAAUAGACCUUAGCUGGACUGCAAUGGGAGUUACUGUAAGGGGGGCCCUCAAUUUCAAAAAUGCUCUCAAGUUGGGGCCCUAUUAAGGUGGAGGCCCGGGGCAAUUCCCCUGCCUCCCCCUCUUGGCGGCCCUGGAGUAAUCAGAGGAAACCUUAAUUGAGUUACUGUAGCUGUAUACACGAACUUGCGGUUAUAACUCUACAACUGGGCAUCCUGCGCAUCCUGCGGCCACAGGUUCGAUUCCUGCCAGAGGACAUAUAGUUGCAUUUUUCGUAGCUGUCUAAAUAAAACUGAUAAAUAUAUAGAAUUUCUUCAACAUUAGUUCAAUCGCGUAAGAUGCCAUUGUCCUCGGCCAAAUUAGUCUUCGUUCUUUUCUUCGGCUUCUCCAUUAAUUGCCAUGGCUUCUGGUCGUUCUACGUUCGACGCCAUCUUAAAGUGUUGCAAAUUGGUACACCUUUUUGUCCAGGCUAUUAUCGCAUGCAUUUGUAUUUUUAGGCUCAAACCCUGCCGCGCUACCGAACAGCGAUAAAGCCUGGGAAUCAGGCCAUACUGUAUAUAUCUCUUUAAAUACUGGCGCGAGGAUACCGCAAAGUUUUUCGUGGGAGGACAAAAUUAUCGAACUUGUUGCUAGUAAGGAUAUCAGUGUUUAAUUUUUUUGUUAAGGUUGAUCAAAUAAAUGCGGAAUUCCAACAGCUUCAAGAACGUUUGCGGUCAGCAUUAACGGAAAGAUCAGCGGUAGGUUUUACUGCAUGCAUUGUAUAUUGUAGAUUCAAUAGCGGUCAUUUAUAG
Paramuricea clavata is the source of this 3734-nucleotide messenger RNA. Lineage: Eukaryota; Metazoa; Cnidaria; Anthozoa; Malacalcyonacea; Plexauridae. The record is from the annotation of a GenBank genome assembly.